Rubroshorea leprosula is the source of this 5449-nucleotide messenger RNA. Lineage: Eukaryota; Viridiplantae; Streptophyta; Magnoliopsida; Malvales; Dipterocarpaceae. The record is from the annotation of a GenBank genome assembly.
GAAAAUUCACAUUUGCACUAUUUAAUUUGGAUAGAACUUGUUCCCCUACUUAUUGCCCCAAUUUCUUAUUAAUCCUCUUCCUUUUUUCUUGCACAAGUCCUCUUCUAAGUGUGUAUGUUGACAUGCCUGUGGCAUGUAAGGAAUACUAUAACCCAAACCAAUCCAUGCUGGAGUUGGUUUUUGCCCCUGCAGAAGAAUGGAUUUCAAGAAGCGGCCCCGAAAUUAUUGAUGCUACGAUGAAGGAACUUGCUAAACUUUUUCCGGAAGAAAUCUCAGCAGAUCAGAGCAAAGCAAAAAUCUUUAAGUAUGACGUUGUUAAGACACCAAGAGGGAAAUUGCUUCACAAAACUGCACACAAGAUAUUGGAGUUGAAUGGGAGGUUAGAUGUUAUUGCAAAUGAGAGAGAAAAGUAUGGUCUUAAGGAAUUAAGUGUUGAAAACCCAAUUAGACAAGAGCAAACUACUUCUCUUGUAAAUUUAGCAGAAGUGUGUGGUAGAGUUAUGGAUAAGAAGAGGAUUGUAGAUAUGUUAUUGAAUGAGGGUAGAAUUGACGUGAUCUCUAUAGUAGGUGUUGGGGGGAUUGGUAAAACUACUCUUUCCAAAGUAGCCUUCAAUAAUGAGAAAGUAGAAUCUCAUUUUGAGAAGAGGAUAUGGGUGUGUGUCUCUGAUCCUUUUGAUGUGAUGAGGAUUGCCAAAGCAAUUCUUACAUCUCUUGGUGAGGAGGAUGCUGUGCAAAAUUUGGUUGAAUUGGAGGAUGUAUUAAAACUCCUUAGAGACUCAGUCAAGGAUAAGAAAUUCCUACUUGUCCUAGAUGAUGUGUGGACUGAACACUAUGAAAGGUGGGGUUUAUUGAGAGACUCGUUGAGUUCUGGCUCACUAGGAAGCAAAAUCUUAGUGACCACACGUAAGGAGACUGUAGCAAGAACAAUGGGUUGCACUACCUUGUUCCCAGUGGAGCAGUUGUCUGAAGAAGAAAGUUGGUUAUUGUUUUGUCAAAUAGCAUUUUUGGGGAGAUCCAAUGAAGAUCAUGAAAAUUUGAGAGAAAUUGGUAGGAAAAUAGCAGGAAAAUGCAAGGGCUUACCACUUGCUCUAAAGACAAUGGGUGGUCUCAUGCUCUUGAAAAAAACCAGAAAAGAAUGGCAGAGUGUCUUAGACAGUGAAAUAUGGGAACUUGAAGUGGCUGAGGAAGGUCUUUUUCGCCCCUUAAUGUUUAGCUAUUUUGAUUUACCAUCACACUUGAGGCAAUGUUUCUCAUAUUGUGCAGUCUUUCCAAAAGAUUAUGUGAUAGAAAAAAGUAAGUUAAUUGAGUUAUGGAUGGCACUAGGUUUCCUUAAGGGGACCAGACAUCGAGAUAUGGAGGUUGUAGGGGAAGACUACUUCAAUGACUUGUCAAUGCGUUCUUUUUUUCAAGAUUUUGUAAAGGAUGAAAAUGGUGACAUUAUCAGUUGCAAAAUGCAUGACAUAGUGCAUGAUUUUGCUCAGUUUUUGACAAGAGGUGAGUGUUUGUCAAUGGACGCAGGAAGCAGUGAUAGCAUUGAAGGUUUUAAUGGAAGUGCUCGUCAUGUGAUGUUGAUGAUUCCAUAUGAUCGUGAUGAAUGUCUUUCUCGUAUAUAUGAAGCUGAAAACUUGCACACUUUGCUAGUUGAUUCUGCUUUAGUUGGCGAGUAUAAUGGAGAUUUAUUGAAAUUGUUUGAUAAGCUUAAAUGUCUGAGAAUAUUGAAAUGCCAUUCUAGAAGAAUUAAUAAAUGUCCAAAACAGAUAGGGAAUUUGAUACAUUUAAGGUCUCUUGACUUGUCAAAUAAUGGGCUUCUAAAGGAAUUGCCUGAUGCAGUUUGUGAUUUAUAUAAUUUGCUUAUACUAGACAUUAGUGGAUGUGCCCGGCUUAGAAGUCUGCCUUGUAGAAUGGGGAAUCUGAUAAAUUUGUGGCAUCUUCGGAAUGGGGAUACAGAUUGUGUGGAAUUCAUGCCUAAAGGAAUGGAGAAAUUGACUUGUUUGCGAACAUUAAGUGAGUUCGUGGUGGACAGUGGUGGUAAAGGAGCUGCUCUUAGUGAAUUGGGAAACUUGAUUCACCUUCGAGGGGAUCUUGUGAUAAGAGGAUUGAGAAAUGUCAGAGAUGAGAGAGAGGCUGAGAAGGCACAGUUACGAAAUAAGAAAGGGCUCACUACUUUGACUCUAACUAUUGGUUUGACUUACAAUGAUAAAAGUGGAGGUUCUGAAGUAUCUGGUCUUGUUCUUGAAGCCUUAGAACCGCCUUUAGGCUUGGAAAGGUUAGAAAUAUGUAGCUACAAUUGCCCAACCCCAUCCUUAGGGGUUUGGCCCAGUUGGAUAGUGUCUCUAACCAAGCUGAAGUUCUUUGGGCUCUAUAAUUGUGUCAACGUUGAACAGUUGCCUCCUUUGGGGAAAUUGCCAUCACUAGAAUCGCUUCGUCUGUGGCAAAUUGGAGGAGUGAAAAAGGUGGGAGUUGAAUUCUUGGGAAUAGAAACGCCUUGGAGGAAGCCAUUUCCGGUCCCAGCUUUUCAUGCCCACUUCUCAACCUCAACCACGGCGGAGGAAGGAGACCUCUAUUCUAAUUUGUUAAGUAAAUGCGCCAAAGCCUCAAACUUGCGCCAUGGAACAGCUAUUCAUGCUAAGUUUAUUAAAGGGUCGGUUUCAACUUCCCUUUAUCUCCACAAUCACAUACUAAAUAUGUAUGUCAAAUGCGGGGACCUUGUCGACGCUCACCAACUGUUCGAUGAAAUGCCCCACAGGAAUGUUGUCACUUGGUCUGCCAUCAUAGCUGGUUUCGUCCAACAGGGAUUUCAUAAUGAAGCCCUCGCUUUGUUCUGCAGUAUGUUUCGUGAUGGAAUGGUGAAACCCAACGAGUUCACGUUGGUCAGUGCGCUUCAUGCAUGCUCGUUGCAUCAGGAUUUGGCUCUCAGCUAUCAACUUUAUGGGCUCCUUGUUCGCUUAGGAUUUGAAUCGAAUAUAUUCUUGAUAAAUGCGUUUUUAACAGCCUUGAUAAGGCAUGGUAAAUUGUUGGAGGCUUUAGAGGUUUUCGAGAAGAGCUCCAACAAGGACAUUGUGUCUUGGAAUGCUGUGAUUGCUGGCUGUUUGCAGCAUUCUUACUUCAAUGUCCCAGGGUUUUGGCUUCGCUUGAAUUAUGAAGGAGUGAAGCCUGAUGGCUUCACGUUUGUUACUGUUCUUACUGGCUUGGCUUCUCUUUCUGAUCUCAACUUGGGUUUGCAAGUGCAUGCACAACUGAUUAAAUCUGGCCAUGGGAUGAGAAUUGCGUUGGGAAUUCUUUGUUAUCACUACCUCCCACUUCCACCACCACCACCACCACCACCACCACCACCACCGGCCACCGCACUCACCUCUUUCAAAAUUAACUUCCUCCAUUCUCUGUUUGCCGAUCUCACGACUGGGUUUCAAGAAAUGAGUCUGUGCGGCGGGAGUGUUUCUGCGGCAAACUUCACCUGCCAAACCAACUCAAUUCCCAAGCCCGUUGGACAACACAGUUUGAAAUUUUCAUUUUUACAAGCAAGCAGAAGCAAGAAUAGGAGGAACGUCGCCCGUGGUCCUUUGCAGGUAGUAUGUAUGGUUUACCCAAGACCAGAGCUUGACAACACUGUUAAUUUCUUGGAAGCUGCUUCUCUAUCUUCAUCUUUCCGUACUUACCCUCGACCGGCAAAGCCACUCAAAGUUGUAAUUGCUGGGGCAGUUUUAAAAUUAUUAAUUUCAGGUUUAGCUGGUUUGUCCACUGCAAAAUAUUUGGUAGAUGCAGGUCACAAGCCUCUGUUGCUGGAAGCAAGAGAUGUUGUAGGUGGAAAGGUGGCUGCAUGGAAAGAUGAGGAUGGAGAUUGGUAUGACACAGGACUACAUAUAUUCUUUGGUGCUUUCCCAAAUAUUCAGAACCUGUUUGGAGAACUUGGCAUCAAUGAUUGCCUGCAGUGGAAAGAGCAUUCUAUGAUAUUUGCAAUGCCAAAUAAACUAGGAGAGUUUAGCCGGUUUGAUUACCCAGAAGUUCUACCUGCACCUUUCAAUGGAAUAUGGGUCAUAUUGAAGAAUAAUGAAAUGCUGACUUGGCCAGAGGAAGUGAAAUUUGCAGUUGGGCUCCUGCCAGCAAUGAUUGGUGGGCAGGCUUAUGUUGAGGCUCAAGAUGGUUUAAGUGUAACACAGUGGAUGAGGAAUCAGGGCAUACCUGAUCGAGUGACCGAUGAGGUGUUUAUUGCCAUGUCAAAGGCCCUAAACUUCAUUAACCCAGAUGAACUUUCAAUGCAGUGUAUAUUGAUUGCUUUGAACAGAUUUCUUCAGGAGAAGCAUGGCUCAAAGAUGGCCUUCUUAGAUGGCAAUCCACCAGAGAGGCUCUUCAUGUUUAUUCUUAAUGAUGAUGGGACUGUAAAGAGCUUUGUACUAAAUGGUGGUGAUGUGAUCAAAGGAGAUGCUUAUGUGUUUGCUACUCCAGUUGACAUCCUGAAGCUUCUUUUGCCCGAAAGUUGGGGAGAGAUUCCAUACUUCAAGAGAUUGGAGAAAUUAAUUGGAGUCCCAGUCAUUAAUGUUCACAUAUGGUUUGACAGAAAACUGAAGAACACAUAUGAUCAUUCACUCUUCAGUAGAAGUCCUCUUCUAAGUGUGUAUGCUGACAUGUCUGUGACAUGUAAGGAAUACUAUAACCAAAACCAAUCCAUGUUGGAGUUGGUUUUUGCCCCUGCGGAAGAACGGAUUUCAAGAAGCUAGUGACUCCGAAAUUAUUGAUGCUACAAUGAAGGAACUUGCUAAACUUUUUCCAGAUGAAAUCUCUGCAGAUCAAAGCAAAGCAAAAAUCUUAAAAGUAUCACGUUGUUAAGACACCAAGGUUAGACUCAAAACUAAAAUGUUAGUUAUUCAGAAUAUCUUAAAUGCAUUUAAUUAAAUUAUAAUCGCUGCUGGAUGGUUAGAGUUUUUUGCCUAUGUACUCAUGGUAGUUCAUAAACAUUGUAAUUGUCACAAUAACUCGUUAUUUUCUAUUUGUAGAUGUGCAUUUGUAUAAAUAUUAUUAAUGAACCUAAUUGGACAGCACCAAGCCUUAACUUUUGUUAUAUUUCUAUUUUACUUACUUGACAUAACUCCUAAAUUUUGUUAGGUCUGUAUACAAAACCACCCCAAAUUGUGAACCAUGCCGUCCUUUGCAAAGAUCUCCUGUAGAGGGGUUCUAUCUAGCAGGUGACUACACAAAGCAAGAGUAUUUGGCCUCAAUGGAAGGUGCUGUUCUUUUACGGAAGCUUUGUGCACAGUCCAUUGUACAGUCAAGGCGUCAUUGACUUGUUGCUGAUAUACUGAGAUGUGCAAAAAUUGCAAAUUGCUUGUUUCUUCGGGGGAAAGGAAGUUGGCAGCAGCAACUCUCUGAUUACAUAAUUGGUAUUAGAUUUUGCGAGGCACUGAGAAUCAUCUAGAGAUUGGUUGCUACUCAAAAACAAAGUGGUAUAGUAUUU